GCCAGUCUAUGCCUAAUUAAAGACCAGACCAUUAAACAUUUAAAAAACAAAAAAUAAAUAUCAGCACAAACAAUAACAGAGCGAAUAACAUUAAAAGAAAUAAAUAAAUAACACCAAAUCAAUAGAACCAAAAAUAAUAAUUGACUCAGUAAAUCUAAUGCAAAUUCUAGGCAUCUUCACGCUGUUUCAUAUACCGGUACACAGAUGGCGCCAUUUGCCGCUAACAUAAAUUUAAACACGGCCGCUCACAGAUAAUGCUAUAUAAUGGAAAUAGCUCGGUAAAAGUUAUUUGAUGUACGAUUGUGCGUCGGAGGUUGGUUAAACGCUCAUUUGAUACCAAAUGAAAAGUCGAAUUUCAAUCGCGAUAGGAGUCAAAAAGUGUGCGCGCAUCUUUGUGUUUUAUCUUUCGAGUGUGUAGCGAUUAUAUAAAUAAAAAAUAUAGAUAUAUUUAUUGCUUUUCAUUGAUCUAUAAAUCAGAACAAUCCCAAUAGAAUUCAGGAAACCACCAGAGAUGCUGGCGUUCAGAUACCUGUUAUUCCUCUUAAUAGGAAUCGCUUACACCAAUUAUGCUGAUGCUAAAGUUAAUGUUGACCAGAUCCUCGAUGAAUCGCCAAUAAUUGAUGGACACAAUGAUUUACCUUACAAUCUGUAUCAUAUUUUGAAGAACGAUCUCAGCAAAUUCAAUUUGAACAGCGAUUUGACUAAUAACAAGGAUUGGAAGGACUGUGAUUCGUGCUUCACCGAUCUGCCCCGUCUCAAGAAGGGUAAAGUCGGAGCGCAGUUUUGGGUUGCUUACGUUGGAUGCGGUACGCAAUACAAGGAUUCGCUGGGGAAAACAUUGGAACAGAUUGACGUUAUCAAGCGUCUGGUGCAGAAAAAUUCUGAGCACAUGGUGUUUGUCGAUUCGGCAGCAGGUCUAGAUACUACGAAUGGAAAAAUUGCGAGUUUGAUCGGUAUUGAAGGUGGUCACUCCAUGGACUCCAGACUUGGAGUCUUGAGAAUGCUUUAUGACCUAGGAGCUAGAUACAUGACCUUAACGCACACCUGCAACACACCAUGGGCCGACAGUUCUUUGGUCGACACGUCAAAACCUGUACAUGAUCUAUCGGCGUACGGCGAGGAAGUUGUAAAAGAGAUGAACAGAUUGGGAAUGAUUGUAGAUCUUUCUCAUGUCUCUCACAACGUGAUGAAAAAGGCGAUUGAGAUUAGCAAAGCUCCAGUGAUGUUCUCGCAUUCUUCUGCUUGGGGUGUACAUAAUCACCACCGGAACGUACAAGAUGAUAUUUUGGUAGCUCUGAAAGAAAAUAAAGGUAUUAUUAUGGUCAACUUUUAUCCGGGAUUCAUUAGCGACAAUCUGGAAACUGCAUCCUUGGAAGAUGUUGCCAAUCACAUUAAUUACAUCGUUGAUAAAAUUGAUCACGGUCACGUUGGAAUUGGUGCCGAUUACGACGGCGUCGAUAAAGCGCCCAUAGGACUUGAGGAUGUAUCCAAAUAUCCCGACUUGUUUAAAUAUUUAGUCGAAAAAAAUGAAACGAGAUGGACUGCAGAUAACUUGAAGAAAUUGUCUAGGCAAAAUUUCAUCCGCGUCUUCGAAGGGGUCGAGAAGGCUAGAGAUGAAUUGAAAACCGUAAACCCAUUCGAAAGUUGGAUUCCAAGUGAUGAUUUGGAUGCGGUCGAAAAACAGGAGAAACUGUGGCAGUGCCGUACUUUGCUCAACAAUUCCAUUCCUUACCAAAAUGCCGCCGCCUCGACUAUUCCAAGUAGGAUCUUUCUUAUCGUCGGCCUCAUUGCAAGCUUCGCUAUCUUAAGAAUGUAAUAUUUUAUGCGCAAAUAACGGUGUACUAUAUUCCCAAUGGUUUAUCAAAUUUCAUUAAAAUUAUUAUAGAAGUAGUUAUCUACAGCUAUCGUGUGACCAUAAAAAAAUGUUUUUGUCAGUCCUAUAAGAUAAUAACAAAUAAAGAAUAAUUAUAUUUUAA
Molecule: messenger RNA, 1976 nt
Organism: Nicrophorus vespilloides
Lineage: Eukaryota; Metazoa; Arthropoda; Insecta; Coleoptera; Silphidae
Product: dipeptidase 1-like
Exons: 11
Coding region: 512-1816 (434 amino acids)
Biological process (GO): proteolysis
Molecular function (GO): metallodipeptidase activity
Source: RefSeq, a predicted model, not a curated record